AUGGUUGCUCUAGCUCUAAGAACUGGAUCGCCCUGCUGUUCCGGCCCCGACCUCGACGAUUCGAGGGCGAGAUAUCGCUCCAACUUGCUGAUUCACAGGUAUGGGAAGCUUGGAAACCUGGAGCUUGCGCGCGAGGCUUUUGAGGCCAUCAAGCAUCCCAAUGUUUUCUCGUGGAACCUUUUCAUCGCGGCGUGUAUUGACAAUGGGAACUUGCGGGAAGCAAGAGAGGUGUUUGACAGGAUGCCUGCGACGGACAAGGACAUUGUGUCCUGGAACACAAUGCUGCGUGGGCAUUUCCAGCUCGGUAACCUUCGUGAAGCUAUGGCGGUGUUUCAAAAGAUGCCGGAGAGGGACGUCGUUUCGUGGACUACUGUUCUUGCUGCAAAUGCCCAAGAAGGGCAUUUUGACGUUUCAAUCGCCUUGUUUAAUACGAUGCCCGUACGUAGCGUGGUCAGCUGGAAUACUCUUUUGCAAGCGUACACAUUGUUCAAAAAGAUGGAAGAGGCUCGCGAUUUGUUUUUCUGCAUGCCUUACCGAGAUGUUUCAACGUGGAACACAAUGAUAGCUGGAAAUGCCGUAGCGGGGCAUUGUGCUGAGGCUCAAACAUGCUUUAAAUCCAUGCCAGAGAUGGACGUGGUUUCUUUCACGGCAAUGAUGAAGGCCUUUGGCGAGGCUGGGGACUUGCAAGGAGCGCAAAAAGUAUUUGAUUCCUCUCCCGCAAAGAACAUCGUGUGCUGGAGCGCCAUGGUAACCGCGUAUGCCCAGCGUGGGCAUCUGGAAGAUGCUAAGUGCCUGUUUGACAGGAUGCCCGAAUGGAACACGGUGGCCUGCUCGGCCUUGAUCUCGGCCUACGGCCAACAGUUCCAUCUCGAGGCAGCCACGCAGGUGUUCUUCGAAUACAUGGCUGAGUGGAGCACGGUUUCCUGCAAUGCUCUCUUGACCGCUUACUCCAAAAGCCGCCACCUCGAGGCAGCCAUAGCGAUGUUCGACGCCAUAGCCUACCGUAAUGUGGGAUCCUGGAACUCGCUGCUCGCAGCCUACGCCGAUAACGGGAGUCUCGAGAACUCAGCGAAGGUAUUUGCAAUGAUCCCCGACCGCGAUCCCGUGUCCUGGAGCUCCAUGAUCACAGCCUACGCUCGAUCCGGGCGCUGCAACGAAGCCACCCAAACCACCCAGCUGAUGCAGCUCCAAGGCUUGGCGCUGGACAGCAUCGCAUUCCUGGGCAUCCUCAACGCUUGCAAGCAACGGGGGCUCUUGCGGGAGGCUUACUCGUACCUGGGGCUCAUGGUGGCGGAGCACGGCAUGGAAGCGUCGGCGGAGCACUAUGGAGCGGUCGUCGACGCCCUCGCCGGAUCGGGGCUCUUGGGCUGCGCCGAGGAGCUCGCCGCCAGCCUGCCGCUGGGAUUGGACGCCGCCGGGUGCGCGUCACUGCUGGGAGCUUGCCGGAUCCACUGGGACGUGAGCCUUGGAAGGCGGGUUGCGCGAAGGAUGAGCUCCAGCAGCCCCGCGCUCUACGUAACACUCUCCAAUGCAUAUAGCAGCUGA
Molecule: messenger RNA, 1545 nt
Organism: Selaginella moellendorffii
Lineage: Eukaryota; Viridiplantae; Streptophyta; Lycopodiopsida; Selaginellales; Selaginellaceae
Product: pentatricopeptide repeat-containing protein At4g02750
Exons: 1
Coding region: 1-1545 (514 amino acids)
Molecular function (GO): protein binding
Source: RefSeq, a predicted model, not a curated record